Molecule: messenger RNA, 5575 nt
Organism: Cercospora beticola
Lineage: Eukaryota; Fungi; Ascomycota; Dothideomycetes; Mycosphaerellales; Mycosphaerellaceae
Gene: TOP2
Product: DNA topoisomerase 2
Biological process (GO): resolution of meiotic recombination intermediates; DNA topological change; sister chromatid segregation
Cellular component (GO): nucleus
Molecular function (GO): DNA binding; DNA topoisomerase type II (double strand cut, ATP-hydrolyzing) activity; ATP binding
Source: RefSeq, a predicted model, not a curated record
UGACGCCGAAGCGCGCUAACUGACGAGGAUAAACAAUCGCAACAAACAUCCGCGCUUCUUUUCUAUAGCACACCACUUGCUACAACAGGCACAUCGCACUCCUGAUUGCUGGUCAAUCGCAUCACCACGAGCCCCAUGCGAUAGCCGGCAUCGCUCUCGUUUCCAAUACUAACCCCUACAGGCGCGUCUUAGGCGCAGCAGCGCGACGCGAACAUGGACGACUCCGUAAUGGACGACUCAGUCUUCGAAGACGGCGCCUCAAGUGACUUCGAGCCUGAGCCGGCGCCAAAAGCUAAGGCAAAGGCAGCGCCAAAGCCCGCAACCACCAAAGCGCCUGCGAAGAAGGCACCUGCAAAACCGAAAGCCACCAAGCAGACGACCUUGAAAACCACCAAGGCCGCGCCGAAGGCAGCUGCGAAGAAGCGCGCCCUACCAGACUCUGACGAGGAGAACUCGGACGUCGACGUACCCUCUGAUAACGACGACUCACUUCUUGCCGAUACGCCACCCUCGAACAAGAAGCAGAAGAAAGCGCCCGCUAAGAAGAAGGUCGCGUCAGAACCACUCGCUGAGAUCGAGAACGAGAGCUUCAUGGACGUUCCGGUAGCUGCAACGGCGAAGAAGGGGUCGGAGCAAUAUCAGAAGUUGACACAACUUGAGCACAUUUUGAAGCGUCCUGAUACAUACAUCGGCUCAGUCGAGUACACAACCGACCAGCUAUGGAUCUACAACUCGGAGACGGAGGCAAUGGAGAACCGAAAGGUUAGCUAUGUGCCAGGUCUGUACAAGAUUUUCGACGAAAUCUUGGUCAACGCGGCGGACAACAAGCAGCGUGACAAGAACAUGAAUGAGCUGCGUGUCGAUGUGGAUCCCAACGAAGGCAAGAUUUCGGUGAGAAACAACGGACGUGGUAUACCGAUCGAGAUGCACGAGAAGGAGGGUAUCUGGAUUCCAGAGAUGAUCUUUGGGCAUCUUCUGACAUCUUCCAACUACGACGACGAAGAAGCAAAAGUCACUGGUGGGCGAAACGGAUACGGUGCAAAACUCACCAACAUCUACUCGACUGAGUUCCACCUGGAGACUGUGGACUCGAAGACCAAGCAGCGCUACAAGCAGACAUGGCGCAAGAACAUGAGCAUCAUGGAGAAGGCCAAGAUCGACAAGAUCAAGGGCGAUGACUACACGAAGAUCACGUUCAAGCCUGAUUUUAGCAAGUUCGGUAUGGACAAAAUGGACGAGGACUUCGAAGGUCUGGUCAAGCGACGAGUUUACGAUAUGGCUGGCACGUGCAAGGGCGUCAAGGUCUACUUGAAUGGCGAGAGAAUCAAUAUCAGCAAGUUCAAGCAGUACAUGGAGAUGUACACCAAAGCUAUCAAGACCGAGAACCUGGAAAAUGACGGGAAAGCACCGGAACAGGUCAUCUUGACAGACAACCCUCACGAGCGCUGGGAAAUCGGAUUCGCUGUGUCGGAUGGCUCAUUCCAGCAAGUGUCAUUUGUCAAUUCCAUUGCGACGACCACGGGCGGUACGCACGUCAACUACAUUGCAGACCAGAUCUGUGACAAGCUCGAACAGAUCGUCAACAAGAAGAAUAAGGGCGGUGUGAAGCUCAAGAAGGCACAGCUUCGGAACCACAUCUUCCUGUUCGUCAACUGCUUGAUCGUAAAUCCCGCGUUCACAUCGCAGACAAAAGAGCAGCUUACGACCAAAGUCAGCGCCUUUGGCAGCAAGCCGCAGGUCACCGAGAAAUUCCUCAAAGACAUCGCAAAGACCGAGGUCGUUAACAACAUCCUCCAUUUCGCGCAGCAGAAGGCAGACAAAGUCCUGGCUAAGUCUGAUGGCGGUGGUCGGAAGCGCAUGAAUCACUCCAAGCUCACUGAUGCCAACAGAGCUGGUACAAAGGAUGGCCACAAAUGUACUCUCAUCUUGACUGAAGGUGACUCAGCCGCCUUGCUGGCGUUGGCAGGUCGUGCUGUGGUCGAUCCAGACUACUUCGGUGUUUUUCCACUCCGUGGUAAAGUGCUCAACGUUCGCGACGCCUCCGUUGACCAGAUUUCGAAGAACGCGGAAAUUCAGAACAUCAAGAAAUUUAUCGGCCUGCAGCACAAGAAGGAGUACACAACGACCGUCGGUUUGCGAUAUGGUCACAUCAUGAUCAUGACAGAUCAAGAUCACGAUGGUUCCCACAUCAAGGGACUUCUGAUCAACUUCUUGCAGGUUCAGUUCCCCUCGCUACUCAAGAUCGAGGGUUUUCUGCUUGAGUUCAUUACGCCCAUUGUCAAGGUCUGGAAAGGCGACCAAAGACACCCAAAAGCAAAGCGUGACUUCUUCACAAUGCCUGAAUACGAGGAGUGGAAGAAAUUGCCAGGCAACACCAAGGGCUGGGAGCACAAGUACUACAAGGGAUUGGGUACAUCGGACACCCGAGAUGCUCAAAUAUACUUCCAGGAUUUGGACCGGCACCUGAAGCGUUUCCAUAGGAUGCGGGAGCACGAAGAGGAACUGAUUGAUCUCGCUUUCUCGAAAAAGAGAGCUGAUGCACGUAAAACCUGGCUGCAGGGCUUCGUUCCUGGCACCUACCUGGAUAUGUCGGGGACAGACGACAUCACUUAUGAUGACUUUGUCAACAAAGAACUCAUUCUCUUUUCCAUGGCCGACAAUAUGCGAUCCAUCCCGUCCGUUGUGGAUGGUCUCAAGCCUGGUCAGCGAAAGGUCAUGUAUACCGCCUUCCGCCGCAACUUGAAGAAGGAUAUCAAGGUAGUCGAGCUUGCUGGUCUGGUCUCUGGUCUGACUGCGUACGCGUACGGUGAUGCAUCGCUUCAACAGACCAUCGUCGCUCUUGCACAGAACUUUGUGGGAUCCAACAACAUGAAUCUUCUGGAGCCAAGUGGUAACUUUGGUUCCCGUCUCCAGGGUGGUAGCGAUGCUGCCAGCGCUCGUUACAUUUACACGAGACUGUCACCUUUCGCGCGCCGUCUUUUCGACCAGAAGGACGAGGCACUGUUGCGGUAUAAUGAGGAUGAUGGCCACACCAUUGAGCCAGAACUGUACAGUCCAAUUGUGCCUAUGAUCCUCAUCAAUGGUGCUGAUGGUAUUGGAACUGGUUGGAGCACUUCCAUCCCAUGCUAUAACCCAGAGGAGGUCAUCGACAAUCUCAUUCGACGUAUGACCCCGGGCGCCACCAAGGAGUCCAUGGUGCCUAUGAUGCCAUGGUACCGUGGUUGGACAGGACAGACCGAGCAGCUUACGGAGGAUCGCUUUAAGUUCCCUGGCAGGAUCGUGAAGACAGGCAGCAACGAAGUUGAGAUCACCGAAUUGCCCGUGCACCAGUGGACGCAAGACUUCAAGGACAAACUGGAAGAUAUCAUCAAGGCCGAAAAGGUACCUUCCUUCAUCAAGGACUACACCGAGUACAAUACGCCUGAAACCGUUCGCUUCAUAAUUAAGAUGGAGGAGAAGAAACUGGCGGAGAAUGAAGAUAAACUUGAGGAGCUCUUCAAAUUGGCAAAGACUCAAGCGACAUCGAACAUGGUCGCAUUCGAUCCCCAGGGCCGCAUCUACAAGUAUGCAACGCCCCAGGACAUCAUCGAGGAAUUCUACGGGUACCGACUCACAAAGUACUUCCAUCGCAAGGACCACAUGCUGGAAGUCAUGCACAAAGAACUGAACAAGCUUACCAAUCAGGCGAGAUUCGUGCAGUAUAUCAUUGACGGCAAGCUGGUCGUCAGCAAGAAGAAGAAGUCCGUGCUGGUCCAAGAGCUCGACAAGCUCAACUUCACGCGCUUUCCAAAGGUCGCUGAUGCCAAGAAGGCGGGUGAGGCAGAGGAGGCUCAAGAAGAUGACAAUGAAGAAUCCGACGCCGAUAUUGCCGCUGGCGCCAGCGACUUCGAUUACCUGCUCGGUAUGGCCAUCUGGUCGCUCACCCAGGAGAGAGUAGAGAAGCUCAAGAAGCAGAUUGGUGAAAAGGAAGAGGAGAUCAAUGACCUUACUGUCAAGACCCCUCAGGACCUUUGGAAAGCUGAUCUGGAGGCACUCCGCGAGGAUUGGCACACUGCGCUCGAUGAGGAGAAGAAGCGUGAGAAGAAGAUCAAGUCCAAGGGACGCCGUGCUUCGGCCAAACUUGGUCUCACAGGCAAGGCUGGCAAGAAGCGUAAAGCCGGUGACAGUGAUGACUAUUCGGAUGAGGACUUCGGGCCAAAGAAGCCCAAGACCACGAAAUCGAAAGCUCUUGGAGGGUUGCUUGCCAUGAAGACGGAGUCUAAGCCAGCUGGAUCCUACCCACUGGUCAACGGAGUCGAGCAGAAGCCUGUGGCGCCUCCUCCAGCUGCAAAGCAGACGACUCUAGACUCAGCAUUGAAGGCACCCGAGCUUUCGAUCAAUGUCGAAAAGGUCGAAACUGCAGCACCGGCGAAGCCGCGUGGUCGUGCGAAGAAGGCUGUUGAAGACACAGACUCCGACGCUGUCAAGCCAGGAGCAAAGAAGACUGGCCGGGCCAAGAAGGUGAUCGACUCUGAUGUCGAGAUGGAAGACGACGACGAUGUCUUCGCUGCUGUAGCCAAGGAAGCUGCUUCGAAGCCUCCAGCACGUGCUGGCAGGGCCGCGGCUCAGAAGGCGAAGAAAUACGCGCUUGACAGCGACGAUUCUGAGUCUGACGGAGGCAACGAUAUGCUCGCCGAUGUCAGCGAAAUGGUGAAGGGCGUUGGCAACGUUAGCGCCGAUGCCCAAGGCUCUCGCCUCUUCCACACCAGUGCCCCCGCUGCAUCUCGUCCAACCAGCAGCCAUGGUCUGAAGCCAAAGGCCAGCAAGAAGACAUUGGCGGACAUUUCCGAUGACGAAACCGAUUGGGCUCAACUCGCACAGAACUCGCCUCAGAAGGUCACGAAUAGGACUAUCCUGUCUGACAAUGAGGACUCGAUGGACAUUGACGUUCCCGCCAAGCCAGUUGCAAAGGCAGCUCCGAAGACCAAAGCUGCGCCAAAAGCGAAGGAGACCGCUGCUUUGAAGCCAAAGAAGGCUCCUGCUCCUGCCGUAGCCAAGCCAACAGCACUUUCGCCUGCCGCCAAAGCUUACGCAGCGAAGAAGGCGAGCGCGCAAGCCAAAGCCGGUGCAUCGAAGAAGAAGCUGCCUUCUUCCGACGAUGAGGAUGAGGAUGACGGUGUGGAUCAGAUUGCGAAUGACAUUUUGAGCGACGAUGAGGACGACAUCGCUCCGGCCAAGCCGGCGGCACGAUCUCGCCGUGCUGCUGCUACUACCAAGAAGUCGAAAUACACCAUCGAUUCGGACGAGGACGAGGACGAGUCAGAAGACGAUUUCGAGGAUGCCGAUGAGAGCUUUGAUUAGGGCGUUGAGGAUACCGCGCUUUCCGGGGGCGAUUUGAGCGCGUGGUGCGCGCGGAUAUGAUACCACUUUCUCAGGAUUAACAGGUCUAUGACUGAGUACUGCUAGACAGUAUGCAGUCAAUUUUCGUAUCUCGUAAGAAUUCGCUUUGAUUCCGUUGGCUUCAACUCAUACACUACCUUGAAUUUCGUGCAAUGCCUUGUGAUGAGAGUGACAACAAGGCUUCUACUCUGCUUAU